Messenger RNA from Physeter macrocephalus (sperm whale), 8842 nucleotides. RefSeq names its product CREB regulated transcription coactivator 3 (gene CRTC3). Gene Ontology annotation, molecular function: cAMP response element binding protein binding. The transcript has 19 exons. The record is from RefSeq and is a predicted model, not a curated record. Gene Ontology annotation, cellular component: nucleus; cytoplasm. NCBI's taxonomy places the organism in Eukaryota, Metazoa, Chordata, Mammalia, Artiodactyla, Physeteridae. Gene Ontology annotation, biological process: positive regulation of transcription by RNA polymerase II; protein homotetramerization. Bases 104 to 2014 code for a protein of 636 amino acids.
GGGCUUCGGGCGGCGGCCGGGGCGGCCUGCGGACGGACGGGUGGGCCGAGGCGCAGGGCCCGCGCCCGCCGUCUCCCACUCCAGCCGGCGCCGGGCCCGCGCCAUGGCCGCCUCGCCGGGCUCGGGCAGCGCCAACCCGCGGAAGUUCAGUGAGAAGAUCGCGCUGCACACGCAGCGGCAGGCCGAGGAGACGCGGGCCUUCGAGCAGCUCAUGACCGACCUCACCCUGUCACGGGUUCAAUUUCAGAAGCUUCAGCAACUGCGCCUUACACAGUACCAUGGAGGAUCCUUACCCAAUGUGAGCCAGCUGCGGAGCAGUGCCUCCGAGUUUCAGCCGGCGUUCCACCCAGCUGACAGCGUGCGCGGAACCCGCCACCAUGGGCUGGUGGAGAGGCCGUCCCGGACCCGCUUCCACCCCCUCCACCGACGGUCUGGGGACAAGCCGGGACGACAAUUUGAUGGUAGUACAUUUGGAGCUAAUUACGCCUCGCAGCCCCUGGAUGAGAGUUGGCCAAGGCAGCAGCCUCCUUGGAAGGAAGAGAAGCACCCUGGAUUCAGGCUAACAUCUGCACUUAACAGGACCAAUUCUGACUCUGCUCUUCACACGAGUGCUCUGAGCACCAAGCCCCAGGACCCCUAUGGAGGAGGGGGCCAGUCGGCCUGGCCUGCCUCAUACAUGGGUUUCUGUGAUGGUGAGAACGACGUACAUGGGGAAGUUGUGUCUUUCCCCAGCCCAUUGAAGGAAGAGAAUCUGCUAAACGUUCCCAAGCCACUGCCAAAACAGCUGUGGGAGACCAAGGAGAUCCAGUCCCUGUCAGGGCGCCCUCGAUCCUGUGAUAUCAUAGGUGGCAGCACUUUUCCACACAGUGCUCAAAACAUGGGCCUCUCACCCUUUCUGGGAACCCUGAACACUGGGGGGUCAUUGCCAGAUCUAACCAACCUCCACUACUCAGCGCCCCUGCCCGCCUCCCUGGACACCAGUGACCACCUCUUUGGUAGUAUGAGUGUGGGGAACAGUGUGGGCAACCUUCCCGCUGCCAUGACUCACCUGGGCAUAAGAAGCUCUUCUGGUCUGCAGAGUUCUCGAAGCAACCCCUCCAUCCAGGCCACGCUCAAUAAGACAGCGCUUUCCUCUUCCCUAAACAGCCGCCCACAGGCAUCUGCUCCCAACGCCUCUGCGCUUCACUCUUCGCUCCGUCUCUUCUCCCUUAGCAACCCAUCUCUUUCCACCACAAACCUGAGCGGCCCCUCUCGGCGUAGGCAGCCUCCCGUCAGCCCUCUCACGCUUUCUCCUGGCCCCGAAGCACAUCAGAGUUUCAGCAGACAGCUCUCUUCAACCAGCCCACUGAAGCCGUAUCCUGCCUCGCAGGUAAAAGCAAACAAACAGCGAAACAGACUGAAGCAGUUAGGAAUUGGAUUAGGUCCUCACACCGAGCGCUGUCUGCGUCAUACUUAUUCCAUGGACGCCAUAUCAGCUUUGAUCUCUUUGAGGAUUUUAGUGACACCCCAGCACCUCCCCCAGCCUCUGCUGCAACAGCCCCACGCCCAGGAACCCGCUGCUCAGCAGCCCCAGGCAGCCCCAUCGCUGCCCCAGUCAGACUUCCAGCUCCUCCCAGCCCAGGGCUCAUCUUUGACCAACUUCUUCCCAGAUGUGAGCUUUGACCAGCAGUCCAUGAGGCCAGGCCCAGCCUUUACUCAGCAGGUGCCCCUGGUGCAACAAGGUCCCCGAGAACCACAGGACUCCUUUCAUUUGAGACCAAACCUGUAUUCCAACUGCGGGAAUUUCCCAAACACCAUCCUGACAGAAGACUCGAGCACCAGCCUGUUCAAAGACCUCGGCAGUGCUCUGGCAGGCAUGCCCGAGGUCAGCCUAAGCGUGGACACUCCGUUUCCAUUGGAAGAAGAGCUCCAGAUCGAACCCCUGAGCCUGGACGGACUUAGCAUGCUGAGUGAUUCCAGCCUGGGCCUGCUCGACCCCUCUGUUGAAGAGACGUUCCGAGCUGACCGACCGUGAUCAGAAGGGAACGGGACAGGAGGACUUGUUUCUGAAGCAGCUGAAGCGGAACGGAGUACAAUGGAGCCAGCUACACCCCUGCGCUUUACUUAUCUCGGGCUUCUGACACGGAAGGAACCAAUUCCUUGGCUCCCAGCUCUCAGACGAGGUCCCAUCUCAGGCGCCGUGGCUCAUUCUAGACCACAGAGCUGGGCGCCGCCCCUCAGGCCUGCGGCACAGGUCCUGUUGCUGCGGGCAGGCUGCUCUGGGGCUUCCGAUGAAUUGGUCGUCACCACAACCGUUACAUCUUUCACUGGCCAUCUAAUCGGUCAAUGUGUAGAAAUAUAGCGAGAGGCCUCAGUAGCCUCGUGUAGGGCUCAGAACCACUGAUCUCAGUCAACGCUGAAGAAAGGACCCAGGGUGGGGGGGCGGUUAGGGGCCACAGGCCUUCGGAAGUUGGCUCAGCAUCCAGCAACGGUACCACAGCCCCAUGAUGCCUUCUCUGAUCCAGCCAUCGUGCCUCAGCGGCGGCAGGAUGUUCCAGGGCAGAGCAGAGGGCCAGGGCUCUCUCAGAGGCCUCAAUUCCAACAUGAAGAAGGCUUUUUACCACAAGUCCAAGAACAGACUUGAGUUAAGCAAACUGAAUUCUAAUUUGUUUCCGCCCCUAAGUUUGUAAUCUCUUUUCUGCUGUUUCAGAACCCCUUUUCCUAUGGACAGGAGGAAAAGGAAGACUAUUUUAUUCAGUCACUGAAAAAAAAAAAAAAAAAAAUCCCCUGGUAAUAGAUGAGCCUGAAGAGAACGGUGCUUCUUCUUGGAGGCUGGGGAAGAGAGAAAGCGGGCUGCAGGUAUCUCAGAGACACACGAAGUCCUCCAGACAAGUUCCGGACCAUACAGGCCUCCCUCUCUACAGACCAGCUGGAGGGAGUGGCUGGAGGUCUGGGUCAGGCCCACCCAGCAGCUGCGCAGCAGCAAAGGGAAGCUGUUUCUCUGUGGAAUGGGGGUGGUUCAUGUAACCCCACUAGACCAUAAGCUCCUUGAGGGCAGGGACUGUGCCUUAGUCAUCAUCGAACCCCUAGCACCUAACAAGUGCCUGGCACUGGGCAGGUGCUGCAGAACUGUGCGUCGAAUGCACACGUGAAUGAGUGAAUGAAUGCACGAAUGAAUGAAUCUGCUUUGCUGUGAGGCAGUCUAAUCUUUCACUGUUCCUAUUCCUUACCAAAUCUUCUCAGAGCUUCAGCUUUACUAACACUUGUGCCUGUGGUUAAGUUAAGCACGCACUUUAAUAUGCUUUUAACACUAGGUGACCAAAUCCACGGUUAGACUGCAGGCCCUGUUCUCCUCCAGAGUAUGAAGGUAGGUGGAAACUGUCUUCUGAGUGCAUCCAGAAUGGCUCUGCAAACUGAGGCCUCCCACCUGCCGGGACCUCAGGGGUCCUGGCCACCUCAAAAGAUCUUCCCUCUCAGACCCAGGUUUUGCUCUCGAUUGCGUUAGGAAGAGAUUCAUUCUCUGAGGUUGAAGAAAUAGUCUAUAGUAAAAUGAAGGCCUGAUUUAUAAAACCAUCAUUAGUCAUCAGUUUCUUAGCACAAAACAGUAUAACUAUAUUUCCACCACCACCUGCCCCCUCUGACUUAGUCCAGGCCAGCCCUUGACCAGAAACCUGAUGGGUGGAUUUGGAAGCCAUCUGGGGAGGCGGGUGGGCAACGGUGCCGAAUGCGGGCAUGGGUAGACAGCACAGAGAGGACAGACACACUGAAGGAGGGAUGAAGAUGCAGGAGCCUUUGCCCAGACAGCCAGUGUCCUUCCAGGAGACACCAGGGGUGUUGCUGAAGGGUCCAGACUGCUCCCACCCAAAGAAGCAAGGCUGCACCUUGUGGGUCUGAAUCUGACAUGUGUGCCUGGUGGCCGGAGGGGUCUGUCACAGGGUCCUGGGCUGUUAACCUCUCCAGACCUUGUCCCAUUUCCUUCUGUCUUCAGGGGGAUCCCUUCCCUCCAGUCUUUCCAGUAACCUCGAUCAUGCACUGCUCCAUCUUCGCUGUGGAGCCCAAGUCUUCCCGCCUCACGUUCACCCUGAACCCCCGCUACUGAAUUAGAAAGUCAAACCAGAGUGCUCCCUGCCUGAGCUCUGGCUCAGGGAGAGGCAGCUGGCCUCCCCUUCAAAGCCAUAUUCCCAGUUAAACUUCCCGAUCUCAGAGGGCAGUGACUUUUUGUUAAAGUAAAAGGGCCUUUCAUCGUACACAGCACCCCAGUGUGCCAAAAGAAGCCAGAUCCUGGCUGCCUUUCCUGUGUCAGAGACCCCCAAAUCUGAUCUGGCCUUUCAGACAGGGAGGAGUGCUGAUGUUAUGAGAGGUUUUUUUUGAAAAGUGGAGGUUCCAGGAUAAUCUGCUCUUUACACAGUGCCUUACCCACGGGGAUCACUAGUGUCAGGGUCCCAACUCUCUUUGCACAGCAGCCCAAUCUUACAGCUGGAGACCCCGAGACCUACAGGACGAAGUGUGCUCCCCCCGGGCAUUCUCCAGGGACUCGUGGAAAUGGAGGCUCCUGGGAAAAGUGAUUUGUUUGGGGUAGUAUAAUGAUGACAGUGAGGUUUAGCACUGAAUUCAAUUUGUCCUGAGGUCCAUCCAUCCCGUCUUUUCCUGUGAAAAGGUUUUGGGCAUUAUAUAACCCACGUUGCUUACAUGGCGUCAAGGACACCCAUGGACAGGGGUCGCCCUGACCUUCUCACUGCUGCCUUUGCAACAAACUAGGCGUGGUCCUCGGCAUCUGAAGUGGCUGCAGACUUCAGAGUAAACUAUUUUUCAGUAUUUAGUUUUUCACAAGAAAUCGAUGGUUGUACUACUCUCAUUUACUAGCAGUUAAACAGCAUAGCACUAAAAACCUAUCUGUAUUUUCUAUUUUUCCCUUCUGUAUGUUUGUGGUUUUCAGGACAUACAGUGUCAGGAGAGCCUUUGGUGAUGUCAAGAUCAACAUGAAUUCUCCAUUGUCCUGUUUCAUUUCUCCUAAGUCUACUAUAUAUUACCCGAGCUGAAAUCUAUAUUCCAGUCCAUUUGCAUAUUUGAAGACAUUUCCAACUGCGCCUCUCAUCGGCUCUUCUGAUUCAUGCACAGACGGUUCCGAGCGUGUGUCUUCCGCUGCUUCGUGAUGGAACCAUCACAGCAACUAAUCAGACUUCCCGCCAGUAUCCUAGUUCCCAGCCUCAGGUGAGGUGAACUGGCGGAGAGCCCUCCUCGCUCAGCUCAGCCUGCAGUUAAGAGAUUUCUGGUCCGUGGCCCGCUUCUCACGUGUUCUUAAUACUUGCUGUUGCGCCCAGUCCUGAGAGAAGUUCAGAAGGAAGUGGAGGCACGCUGUUCCUUUGAAGCCUCGUGGACCCAGGACAGAGACAUCAUUGGCAUAUCCAUCUCCGAUGUGUACCCUCCUCCCCUGCCAUCUCUUCUCUCAGACCCACUGUCCCCAGGCCGUCACCUCCAAGCUGAUGACCUCCCACAUCCAGCCUCCUACCCCACCUGCCUGUCAGCGCAGGCCCACCUGCACUCCACCCUGUGCGGCCCGCUGCACCAUCCUUCACAGAUCUGUGGACACCGGCAAGCGUUCAUCAUCACCUGGGACACCGGCCUUCCCCACGGGGCUCUCGACUCUGCAAGGACAGGGGCUGUGUCUUCUACCUGAAUUCUACAGCCACGGUGCCUGGCAUGUAGUAGGUGGCUCAAUACAGUAAGUCCCCUACAUACGAACGAGUUCCGUUCCGAGAGCUCGUUCACAAGUCCAACAAAGUUAGCCUAGGUACACAACUAACACAAUCAGCUAUAUCGUACUCUACUGUAAUAGGUUUAUCAUUACUUUUCACACAAAUAAUACAUAAAAAACAAACACACAAAAAAUAGAACUUUUUAAAAAAAUUUUAUUUAUUUAUUUUUGGCUGCCUUGGGUCUUUGUUGCUGCGUGCGGGCUUUCUCUAGUUGCGGCGAGCGGGGGCUACUCUUCAUUGCGGUGCACAGGGUGCGCGGGCUUCUCACUGCGGUGGCUUCUCUUGUGGAGCAUGGGCUCUAGGUGCACGGGCUCAGUAGUUGUGGUUCACGGUCUCAGUAGUUGUGGCGCGCAGGCUCAGUAGUUGUGGCGCAUGGGCUUAGUUUCUCCGCGGCCUGUGGGGUCUUCCCAGACCAGGGCUCAAACCUGUGCCCCCUGCAUUGGCAGGCAGAUUCUUAACCACUGCGCCACCAGGGAAGCCCAAAGAAAACAUUUUGAAUCUUACAGUACAGAAUCUUGAAAAGUACAGUAGUCCAGUACAACAGCUGGCAUCCAGGGGCUGGCAUCGAGUGAACAGGCGAGAAGAAUUACUGACUGCAGGAGGGAGAGGAGGGGGGAGGUGGUAGAGCUGAAGGAUCGUCAGCAACAGGAGACGGAGGGCGAGCUGCGAUGUCACUCACACCUGACACGGAUGGCACAGGUUCCUUGCUGCAACCAGAUGCACGUUCGCAUCUUUGAAAGCUCACAACUUGCAGUGACCGCUCCACUGUGGACACUCAGACCCUGCACAUCACACAUCCCUCACAGCAACCUGGACGUGAGGCAGGCCAAGGAUGGCUUCUCGGGUUUCCAGAUGAGGAAGCAGGCCCAGAGCGGCACAGAGUCACCCGGUGACAUGUGGAGCACAGACCCUGAACGCGGCCGGGUUCCCAAGGUUCAAACGUGCUGGCGGAGCUGGGGAAGAGGCGCCUCUGGGCCUCUGGUGCCUGGGCCACGCACCCACGCCUCCCAGGGGCUGGACCGCCCCCCUCACCCACCCGGGAACCAGACUGUCCGGCAGCGCACGCAGGAAGCACGAGCCAGAAGGGAGCCCCCGAUUUUCUCUUUUCCAGAAAUGUAUUUUCAGUUUUUAAAUAAAAGGCUUUGCUUCUACAAUAAUAGUGCACGCACAUUAUAAGAAAUAUAAGGGACUUCCCUGGUGGUCCAGUGGUUAAGACUCCCAAUGCAGGGGUCCCGGGUUCAGUCCCUGGUGGGGGAACUAGAUCCCACAUGCUGCAACUAAAAGAGACCACAUGCAGCAAUUAAAAGAUCCCGCGUGCUGCAACUAAGACCCAGCAGCAGCCAAACAAAUAAAUAAAUAAAAAGAAAGAACUUCCAGUAACACUGAAGAGCACAAAAAAGAAAAUUUUCAAGUGCUCUGGAAAGCCAGCACCCCCAGAAGCAUCGAUGGAGACAUCUGUCUAUGCAUCUAUUCAGAGAAAAGGACAGGUAGAUUGAUGGAAAUUUUUACCAAAAAGUGUUCACACAGUACCUGCUCUUUUUGGAAAAAGUGUUUAACAGAAAGGAAAAAAAAGAAGAAGAAGAAGAAGCCUAAGUGUAACUAAAUAAAUUGCCAAGCUGCAAAUAAUUAAAAGGAAAGAAAAAUAUCCAGAGGCUGAAUUCAUUCUUUAAAUAUGCUUCAACUGUAGAUGGCAUCUCUUGACAGCCUGCAAAUUUAGGAUGAGGAAAUGAGCUCACCCACUUCCUAUCUCUUCCCCCCUCCCAAAUGUUGUGAGUUCUUAUUUUUACAUUGUCAAGGUUUGUAACUACCUGCAUCCUGUCCUGUAACCAUCCUUCCCACCAUUGUUUGGCCCCUGUUUUGUGCGUGCGCGGGUCCCCUGCUCACUGCCAGUCCUUUUAGAGUGGGUUUCCCAGCCCUCCAUUCUUGAGUUCUUUACUUUGAUUCACCUCAUGUUUGACUUGACUUGUCCCCAAGAAGUCUGUUCAGGGAGGGCUUUGGUGGUCACAGCCAAGAGGGGUGGCUGCUAGGAGCAAGGUUGGAGACCUCAAUUCUGAAAAGGGGGUUGGUGGGCUAUAAAAUUGGCUGAUUUAUGCCCAGUGAAACUGGCAUAAAUCCCCAAUGUAGGGACAAGCACUAAUACUUUCCAGUAUGACUCCUUGCUGAAAAGAGUCUUCAACUUGUAUUUGGCGGCACAUAGUUGAAGUCUUAGAAUUUGGAAAUAAAGAAAAUGACUAGGGUGGGGAACCCAGAGAGUAUUGUUUUCUUUUUUCUUUUUUUGGCCGCACCAUGCAGCAUGUGGGAUCUUAGUUCCCCAACCAGGGAUCCAACCCAUGCCCCCUGCAUUGGGAGCACAGAGUCUUAACCACUGGACCACUGGGGAAGUCCCUUGUUUUCAAAGAAAGGACAUGCCAGAUUUCUGGCUCAGGAGGCCUCUAUGACCAGGCCACCACCACUACCCUAACAGCACCCGCCCCCAACACACACACACACACACACACACACACACACACACACACACACACUUCAUCCCUUUGACAGCAGUGCCCUAUCCCAUAUUCACCUGAAAAAACCCAACUUCUCCUUCAAGACCAAGGUCAAAUGACACCUCCUCUGUGAAGCCUUUUGUAUGUUCUGGAUUAUUGCUUGGCAAAUAUUUACUUCUCUGCCUUCCCACUUUGGCAGCGGUAUACCUCCAGGCCCCUUUGCUCUUAGGCUCUGCUAUGUGACUUGCUUCGGCCAAUGAGAUAUUUGGAGACAAAACCUGGAGUACAGCCUUGUCAUGAGCUGGUGGCAGAGCCCGCCCACUCGUGUUUCUGCCAUUGCCAUAAGCACACCUUUCCCUGCAUGGCCCAGUGGUUCCAGGAGAAUGAGAGGCAGGGUAGACCUCCAUGUAAUCCAUGCCCAGGAGCCAGUCUAACCAGGCCCAGCUGAAAUUGUCAGGGCUGCCCCAGUCAGUGUGCAGACACAUGAGCCAGAAAUAAAUGCUUGUAACAGUAAGUUAUUGAAUUAUGGGGUCAUUUGUUAUGCAGCAUUGUUGUGACAAUAGUUGACCGAUACACGUUCUCUGUUCAUUUCCUCUUCUGUGCUUGAGAUGCAUGCACUUUGUG